Messenger RNA from Pseudogymnoascus verrucosus, 1678 nucleotides. RefSeq lists its product as uncharacterized. Lineage: Eukaryota; Fungi; Ascomycota; Leotiomycetes; Thelebolales; Thelebolaceae. The transcript has a single exon. The record is from RefSeq and is a predicted model, not a curated record. The coding region runs from base 48 to 1667 and encodes 539 amino acids. Gene Ontology annotation, molecular function: transmembrane transporter activity. Gene Ontology annotation, biological process: transmembrane transport.
CCCAAGUGUAUCAAUACAAUAAUCUUUUCGACCAAGGCUAUCUCGAUAUGACCAAUCUAUCAGCCCCUGACGAGAGGUUCACAGUUUUCAGCGAUCGCCAGAAGAUCUUUCUUACCAUCAUCCUGAGCCUUGCUAACCUUGCGUCUCCCCUGGCUGCCACGAGCUACGUCCCACUACUGCCGCUCUUAAGUAGACUCUUUUCUACAAGUCUAGAAGCCAUAAAUCUUAGUGUCACUGUCUACGUGAUAUUCCAAGCGAUAUCGCCAUCUCUGUUUGCCCCUUACGCAGACGUCCACGGUCGCCGUCCUGUCUUCCUUAUCACAUAUUGCCUGUUCACCCUCGCAUCUCUUGGCCUCGCCCUCAAUGGUACUAAGUCAUACGCUGGACUUCUAGUACUGAGGGCGCUGCAAAGUCUAGGUGCUAGUGCUGUACUCAGUCUCAGCUAUGGCGUCGUGGCAGAUGUUGCGAUACCCUCAGAAAGGGGCAAGAUGCUGGGUCCGAUCGGGGCAAUAGGAAACCUUGGAGUUUGCAUUGGACCUGUAGUGGGAGGAUCAAUUGCCUUCGGAAGUGGAAAUGUUAAGUGGGUAUUCUGGUCUUUAGUGAUCUUUGGAGGUGCGAUGACCCUUGCGACUGGCCUAGUUUUUCCCGAGACUGGAAGGAACAUUGUGGGAAAUGGUGGCACACCUCCCACGGGUUGUUACCGAACUUGGUGGCGGGCUCUCUUCAGUCAGGAAGAAGGAAAUGAUGACGAAGCUAUCCCAAGUGCUAGCAAUAACGUCUUCGUUGUUGAGGCCCCAAGAGACAAAGCGAUACAACAUCGCUGGACGGUCUUGCUCCCCAAAAACCCAUUUUUCGGGAUUCGAAUUAUAUUCUACAAGGACGCAGCUUUGGUUUUGUUUUUGAGCUCUAUCUUCUAUGCCACAUACUAUUGCAUCCAGGCGUCUAUUUCAGUAAUUUUUGAGUCGACCUACUCGUUUAAUGCUCUUCAAGUUGGGUUGGCAUACCUCCCAGGGGGCCUCGGAUGCAUCAUAGGCGCCACCUUCACUGGCAGUUUUAUGGAUCACAACUACAGAGUUACGGCUAAUGAAAUGGGACACGAGGUUGACAAGAUUAAAGGUGAUAACAUGAUGGAUUUUCCAAUUGAGAGAGUGCGCACAAGAUUCUGUUUGCACUUUUUGGUUUUAUACACAGCAGCAUUUGUAGGAUAUGGGUGGGCUGCCGAAACACAUACUCACUUCUCUGUGUGUCUCAUAUUACAAGCUGUUUUGGGACUUUUUUGCAUGCUCUUCAACAUCGUAUCACAAGCUCUCCUUAUCGACAUCUUUCCUGCAAACUCCAGUGCAGCUGCUGCUACAGGGAAUCUUGCGAGAUGUAGCCUCACGGCAAUUCUCAUAUCUGUACUUCAACCAGGUCUUGACAAAAUGGGUCGAGGCUGGUACUUUACACUGCUAGGCUUACUCAGUGGCCUUGGUGGCAUUGUGGUCGUUCUCCUCAUACGCUCAAGGGGACUACAGUGGCGAACUGAGAGGACAAAAGGGUCCCAAGAAGCCAAGUCUCCCGAUAGUCCUCGUGGUAGCAACACUAAUGUUUUGGACAUUAAGCAUUCACUAGAUGAGAUAAAGCACAGUCAAUCUCAGGAUGUUUGUGAUGUCGAGAAGGCCUCCUAGUCGUAUUAUAG